AUGAGUAGUGAUUAUUCAGAUGAGAGUGAGAAGGUAAAGUAUCCAUUAUUUGUUCCUCCUAAGAAGUUCAAUGACUAUAAGUGGGUGUUAGGAAGCUUGUUUUCAACAAGGGAAGAGUUCAAGGAAGCUGUGUCAAGUUAUGCUGUUCACAAUGGUAGGGAUUUAAGAUACCUGAAGAAUGAUAAGACUAGGGUCAGAGUGGGUUGCAAGGAAGGUUGUGGAUGGGUGGCUUUGUGUUCUAAAUUGCCACAUGAGGAUACUUGGCAGUUAAGAACAUUAAAUGAUAAUCACACUUGUAGUAGAGAGUAUAAUGUUAGGAUGUUUAAUACAAAUUGGCUAGGGAAGAAGUUGUAUUCAACAGUUAGAAUUAACCCCAAUGUCAAACUGACUGCUAUUUGUGACAAAGUACAUGAAAAAUGGAAUGCUGGAAUGAAUAGGAUGAAAGCUUACAGGGCAAGAAAGGCAGCAUUAGAUAUGGUUGAAGGGUCUUUCAAGGAACAAUAUAGAAGACUUUAUGACUAUACACAUGAGCUACUGAGAUCUAACCCAAACAGCACCAUCAAGAUCAAUGUCCAAGCAACUGAUGUGAUUCCUACUGAAUUUGAACAACAACCAGAAGAAUAUGUUAGCAGGCCAUUACUACCAAGCUUCCAUAGACUUUAUAUGUGCCUGGAAGCUUGCAAGAAAAGUUUCCAAGUUUGUAGACCAAUAAUAGGAAUAGAUGGAUGUUUUCUCAAGGGCAACUAUGGUGGGCAGAUUCUUGCAGCAGUUGGGAGAGACCCCAAUGAUCAAAUGUUGCCCAUUGCAAUGGCUGUAGUUGAAGCUGAGACAAAAGAUUCUUGGGCAUGGUUUUUUGACCUGCUAGUUAGAGACUUGGGAGGACCAGAAAUAUGUAAGAAAUUCACUUUCAUUUCAGAUCAGCAGAAGGGACUGUUACCUGCAAUAGAGGAGUUAUUGCCUGGAGUUGACCAGAGAUUCUGUGUUAGACAUCUAUAUAGCAACUUUAGAAAAAGGUUUCCAGGCAAGCAAUUGAAGGAAUUAAUGUGGAGGGCAGCAAAGUCAACCUAUCCCCAAGCAUGGGAAAGGGAAAUGAGGGAGAUGAGAAAGGUUAAUGAGGAAGCAUAUAAGCAUUUGUUGAAGAUUCCUCCUAGAUUUUGGAGUAAAUCACAAUUCAAAUAUACAACAAAAAGUGAUGUGUUGGUUAACAAUAUGUCUGAAACUUUUAAUAGUGUUAUUAUUGGACCAAGACAAAAACCAAUUGUAACAAUGAUGGAGGAGAUCAGAGGGUACCUCAUGGAUAGAUGGGCAACUAAUAGAGCCAAGAUCAGAGACCCAAGAUGCCUUAUAAAAGAAAAUCCAAAUAGGAUGUAA
Molecule: messenger RNA, 1371 nt
Organism: Vicia villosa (hairy vetch)
Lineage: Eukaryota; Viridiplantae; Streptophyta; Magnoliopsida; Fabales; Fabaceae
Exons: 2
Coding region: 1-1371 (456 amino acids)
Source: RefSeq, a predicted model, not a curated record